Molecule: messenger RNA, 3400 nt
Organism: Colius striatus (speckled mousebird)
Lineage: Eukaryota; Metazoa; Chordata; Aves; Coliiformes; Coliidae
Gene: CD47
Product: CD47 molecule
Exons: 11
Coding region: 81-1124 (347 amino acids)
Biological process (GO): positive regulation of cell-cell adhesion; positive regulation of phagocytosis; positive regulation of inflammatory response
Cellular component (GO): extracellular exosome; plasma membrane
Molecular function (GO): thrombospondin receptor activity
Source: RefSeq, a predicted model, not a curated record
CCCCCGUGCGCGGAGCUGCUCGCCCAGCCGCUGCGGCGACCAGCUCUGGACGUUGUCGGGCUGCCUGGCUGCGCUUCGCCAUGUGGCUGUUGGCCGCUUGGGUGCUGCUCAGCGCUGUGGGCCACGGUUCUGCCCGGUUGUACUUUCAUACGAUAAGUUUUGUUGAAAGAACUGCCUGUAAUAAAACUGUCAUUUUACCUUGCUAUGUGUCUAAUCUGCAGCUGUUCAGCGUGAAAUACAUAUUUGUUACAUGGAAAAAAGAAGGAAACAGAAUUUUUGCUUUUGAUGGAUCAAAAAAUGAGUUUUUCAGACAUUCAGCGUAUCAAUCAGCUAGCUUACUGUCUGACGAGGAAUUAGCCAAGGGCAUUGCCUCUCUAAAGCUUAAGGGUACAGAAGCAGGUGUUGGAAAUUACAGUUGUGAAGUAACAGAAUCAAACAGAGAAGGAGAAACGACAGUUGAACUUAGAAGCCGCCCAGUUGAGUUUUGCGAGGACGAUUGUACCCCAGCACCAGAGGAAAUAGAGGAGAUAUGUGGAUCAUGGUUUCUUCUAAUGGAAAGGGCCAUCAUCAUAGCAUUGCUGUUCUUAGUUAAUGUUUUGUGUUUGGCUCAGUUAAGUGUUAUUGUAUUAAAAUAUGAUACUGUAACUCAGAAGAAAAUCGUCAUCAUUCUAGCAAGUAUCAUCGUCACUGUUGCUGCUGUUGUAGGCACUGUUCUUUUUGUCCAAGAGGGCUAUUCUGUGCAGAAUCAGACGGGUCUUGGCCUUGUUGUAGUCCCUGCUGUGUUUUUGGUACUGGUUCAGUACUUCAUGUUUGGAAUUGUUUUUGAUAGUCCACCACAAGCAACAUUUGCUCUGAUAGGUUUGCAAAUUCUUGGUUAUAUGAUUGCCGUGGUUGGUUUUGCACUGUGUGUUUCAGCUUGUCCUCCUUUACAUGGGUCUGUUGUGAUUGCUGGCUUAGCCAUUAUGGCUAUUGCAACUUUGCUUAGUCUGGCUUACGUGUUUAUUAUGGGUUCCAGAAUGAAAGAUCAUCCUCGUCCAGGGAAAGCUGUAGAAGAACCACUAAAUGAACUGAAGAGCAAUGUGAUGUGUAAAAAGUACAUCGUUGUUCAUACACCGUGGCCUUGAAGAUGCACUACUCGGCGAGAAGAAAUUCAGGAAACUAGUUGUUUUUGCAUGUGUGGCAAAAGUGCUUUUGAUAUAAAUGAUGUAGUUUUAUAGUCACAGCAGCUGUAGAGAGGAACACGUGUGUUUGCCCACAUGCGGUCUUUAUUUUGUUCUUCUAUUCUGGUAUAUAUGAGAUUGUUGAGAGUGAGACUAUGAAAAGCACUGUUUGCCCACUACAAGGUCUCCCUGCAGUAAUCCUUAGUGGUGUUAUUUUCAAAAACUAUCAUUAGUCACUGCUUCGAAAAUGGGCCUGCACAGCCCAAAGAUUGCAAUACCAUUUAGACUAUUGUUUUCUUUAUUUGUGUGCAUGGGCAAGGUAUGGUCAUAUGUCUAUGAUACAAGCAGGAAGUAGAGAUUGUGCAAAUACAUCUUUUUCUGACAUUCAGCAAAACUUUUAUACAAAAAAAAUAAAUAAAAUGCUUAUACACAAACUUGUGUAAGUACAAAGUUUACUCCCAGCUCACCUUGUUAACUGAGUUCUCCUAACUCCACGAAACAGUAGUAUUCCUCUCUAUGGACAGUAGUCACGUGUGCUCUGGCGGCCAGUAUUUCAGUCCACCGAGAGAGAUCUCCGUGCCUCUUCCAUAUUCCUUGAUGAGAAACUGCCCAGCUGUUAGAGCCCAGUUCAGCACUGGAAUUACAGAGCACAGCAGCUAGCAAUUUUCACGCUGAAUGUGGUUCUUGUGUGUGUUCAUAUUGUGCAGUGUGUGGUACUGGAAGCAAUUUCAGGCUUUCUUAAUUCGGUGAAUUUGUAAAAGUCAUGGAUGCUUCAUAAAAAUAGGAGUUGUCCUUUUUAGUGUAUUUUGAACAGAGUUUUAAAAUGUGUUUUCUUGAAAAUUUCUCACCCAAAUUUGUGAUGCUGCCGUUACGUCACAAAUCCAUAAAAUAGAAAGUUAGGAGGAGGAGCUGAUGAGAAGUGAGGAGGCUCAGUUUCUGUAUAUAUGUAAGUGGUACAGUUAAAAAUCUGUUUUCUAGGACUUGCACAUUCCAUGAGGUUUUUACCACAUUUUAAAACUGUUUGGAAAGUUGUUCCAAUAUAGUUGGCUUCUCUUGGACUUUAUGUAUACUUUGUAGAAAUCUUGACACUGUCUCCUGCUCGUACUAAGGUAAUGUAUUUCCAAGGCACACAUGUUUCUUUCCUUCUAACAAUUUAAAACUUUGUUUGGAAAGCUGUUGUAAUAAAAUCUGUGCUUUUAAAGAUUCUGAGUAAUUUGGCACAUCUCGGAGUGAAUGUCACAAACUAAGUUUCCUCUCUGUGGUAUGGGUGUGUGUUGCAGAGAUUCGGGUCUUUUCACUUUGAGCUCUGAGUCUCAGUGCAGACACUUUGUAUUGAGAAUUGAACAAAAUGAAAUUAAGGUACCUGAUUUUACAGCAUUUACUCUCACAAACAGUCCUCUCACUGGGCCCACAGGACUAAACUGCUCAAAGCAACCCAUGGUCCAGUGGAACUGGCCGCAGUUAAGAGGGUUUUUCAUGUACUAAAAAUGUUGAAGAAGCACGUAUAGUUUACGGUUACUUCAGUUUUGUCAGUGGAACUAUUCAUUACAAGAUUUGGGCUCAUAUAUACAUAUGAGUCUUUUGAGAUGGCUUUUUGAUAGAUAGGAGAUCAAUCUCUAUUCACAAUUCAACGUAAGAAUUUACCCAGUUAAGUACCGUGCAGAGCUCCCGAUUUCUAGCUAGUGAUGCUCUCUGGCAAUUUGAGAGUUGAGCAGUUGAGGAAUAUGAAACAAACCAACUGGAAUUCUCUCGAGGUAUUCUGCCUUAUAAAAACCGUGAUGUAUGACAGCUUCAUGUUAACUCGUUAGGCAAACUGCACUAGAGCCCCAUUUGUGUGGCUGUGGGAUGAGGCCGAGCUGUUCCUGGGCAUCGCCUAAACUCGAGGAGCUCGGUGGCUGUGUACAGGCCUCGCCAUCAGUCGCCUCAGAAAUGGGAGAAACCCACCCUCCUGUUGUUGCUCUGGGUUUCUCGUAGGUAAGAAUUUAAAAGCAAGAGUUUUAAAAAGUCACUGAUUAACACCCAGCCCUUUCCCACCAGUAAUUGAAAACCAAAGUUGUUCAUAAUUGUAUGCUUCCAUUUGUGUGUGUAUGUAUGUGUGUGUGUAUAUAUAUAGACAUUUUAAAUAUCUAUAGAUCUAUAGUCUUUACCUAAGAAAAUGUUUUUAUUUAUGAGACAUGAAAUGAUUUUGUAAAUAUUGUGCUAAUAUACUUAAAUAAAGUAAUUUUAAGUUGUUUUUGUGA